GUCAGCUUUAUCGGCCUCCAGCGAGCGCCGUGGGCAAAGUUACACGGCGAUUCUUGCUGCGAUUUGUCUACUGGCAUCGAUAGCAUCGCCUGAAGACAGCUCAGUGCUCGCCUAAUUGCAAGGUUGGCGUAAUCACAACGUCCUCCGGCUAUCGGCCUCCACGUGCCGCGGGCAGCUAGAGGACCAGGAGAGCUGCCACGAUCCUUCGUUUGGCUUCAUAACGCAGCGCUGUCGGCGUGAAGCAUCGAAACAAGAUGCCUCGCGACGCCGACGAAGCUGGCCGGCCGCCCCGCCCGGAAUCGAAAACCGAGGAAACGCCGCGCGGCGCCGCAUCAUUAGCGGAACUCCUGACGAGCGACAAGCUCAAGCGACUAGCGUUGCCGUACCCCGGCUACCUCGCGGCCUGGCGGCUCGUCAAGGGCCACGGCAAGUGCAUCCAGGGCGUCAAUGGGAGAAGUACCCAUAGGGGUACGUUAUGCUAUAGCUUCGACUUUAAGCUGGCCGUGGGCACGCCCGUGCUAGCUGCCAGAGGAGGUACGAUCGCGGCGGUCGUCGACCAUUUUAGAGGAGGCGGCGCGAAGGCGCAUUUGGCGCCCAGAGCGAACUUUGUGGCCGUGCGGCAUUCAGACGGGAGUUAUGCGCGAUAUUAUCACCUCAAGGAGAAGGGAUCUUUAUAUAAAGUCGGCGAACGAGUCGGAAGAGGGCAACAAAUCGCCUGGAGCGGCAAUACCGGUUAUACUGGUGGUCCUCAUUUACAUUUUGAUUUAGUUAAUUUAUUACCGGAGGAGACGUCUACGCUGCGCAUCGUCUCCCCGAAGCACUGCCGUAAACGGUUGCAGUCCGUCGCGGCGGCCUUUUCUUGUGAACUGCCCUCAACACCAUUAAGGUGUAAAGUGGUUCACGUCCCGAACGACGCCGUUGCGGGCGACGGCCUACGGAUAGAAGGUCCUUGGAUCGCUUUAUCAGACAGAGACCCGGCCUCGACGUUCUCGGAAAAAAUAUCAUUUUUGGCAGAGCAGGGCGCCUGUGCGGCGAUUAUUUCCAACAAUAGAUCCGGUCCCGAGCUCUUCGCGAUGGGUGGGUGCGAGACCGCGUCACCCGUGCCUGCUUGUCUCAUCUCGAAGGAGCACGGCAUCAUGCUCAAGUCGUAUCUGGCCGAAGGUAAUAGUGUGAUUCUCGAAUUUGGAAGACAUCCGGCAGUGGAAGGCGCGAAGCCGAUGGCGACGCAGUUGUCCGAUUAUCGAGCAACACCGGGCGCGUUCGACACGCCGCUGUCGUGCAAGUACGGGCCCGAUCUGAGGUAUGUGACACGAACGCUACCCGUCGAAUUCGUCGACAAGUCGGGCGACGGCUUCGUGCCCAAGCAGGCGAAGACGUAUCCGAAGCCGGUGCUCUGCGUGUCUCCUAGUUGUAGCAUGAAGCGGCGGGGCCGGCGGCGGCGGCGCGACGGCCCCGUCGAGCCGUCGGAGCGCGGGCGGGACCGUCGCGUCGCCGUCGAGCGGCUCGACUCGCGGGAGUCGGAGCGGCGGCCCGACCCUUUAGGGCGCGCGCCGUCGCCGCGCUGAGGCAUUUUUCUUAUUUCGUAAGUGUUAUAGGGUUACAAGGGAUACUACACCGCUACCGGCACACGAGCGGGGUCGGCGGCGAGGGAUCGGCCCCGCCG
Molecule: messenger RNA, 1663 nt
Organism: Pelagomonas calceolata
Lineage: Eukaryota; Pelagophyceae; Pelagomonadales; Pelagomonadaceae
Source: the annotation of a GenBank genome assembly